Hyaloscypha bicolor E is the source of this 1011-nucleotide messenger RNA. RefSeq lists its product as uncharacterized. The record is from RefSeq and is a predicted model, not a curated record. The coding region runs from base 74 to 694 and encodes 206 amino acids. NCBI's taxonomy places the organism in Eukaryota, Fungi, Ascomycota, Leotiomycetes, Helotiales, Hyaloscyphaceae. The transcript has a single exon.
GGCAUACAUUCACCAGGGAUUAAUAUACCAACUUUCUCUACUUUUCCAACUCCAAUAGCCAAGUUUUCUUGCAAUGCAACUCUUGACUACCCUCUCCACCAAUCUCAGUGACAACUCAAAACCAACCACAUCCACACCAAACAACAAAAUGAACACCUCCGAAUACCAAGCCAACGAGGCCAGAGUUCGAGUAGAAAGAACUCCUUCAAUUCCGCUCUCGCCAGCAAAACUUCCAUCUCCGACCCACCUCCCUUGCCACCGAAUCGACCCCUCUCAAACGCUGCAGCUCCCCUUCCACGAAAGUCAAAAGGCGGAAACACCGUUUGUAAAUCCUCUAGGCGGUGAAUCAACCCUUAUCGCCACCACACCACGAUCUCCAACUUCACUCUAUGCCAAACUGGUAUCCUCAGAACGAACAUCACCCAGUUUCGUCGAAGCAGCUGCGCGGCCUAGGCGUGCGGGCGAAGAGAAAGAGACAUGGCAAGAUGGAUGUGUGAAGGCUAUUGAAGUAGAUGCUGAGGGUGCGAAAGGAGAGAGGAAGAGGAGCAAGAAGGAGUGGAGGAGCGAUGAGGUGGAGCCGGCGAAGAAGAAGAGCAGGGAUUAUAAUCCGAUGGCUUGGGCACCGAGACAGAGGAAGGAGAAGGUUGCGAGUCAUCAGGGGCCCAAUGCUGGGCUUAAGAGGGGAUGUACAUGAUUUGUGAGAAGAUGGUGAAAAGCAUUGUGAUAGGAGUUUAAGGAUUUUGGGAUAGGGGAGAUGUUUUGCAAUGUCAAUUUAGCGAGUUUGGAGAUACCUUAAGUAGAAUUCUUUUUGAACUUAUGCAAUUAGGCAACUCAGUACAGUGCCUAUCACUUCACUUCUUAUUACAGACGCUACAUAGGCAAGGUAGCAAAACCCCGCCUGGUUCAGAGGCCCUUGAAUCGCCUCCCUUUUGGUCUUGGUUACACAACACUACAGAGAGCGAUAAGAAUUAAAUGUGCCGGGCGUUACUCGUACGGCAAUUUUCACUCGGC